AUGCAUCAUUCCGAAAGCGGUGAGAACCACGCUUUCGAUGCUUUGGGUCUCUGUUCAGACAUCCAGUACAAUGAGUUUCUCGACCUGGUUGACGACACGAAUGCUCGCAAUGAUAGAGGGGACCAGAAAAAUGCAGAUUUUGGAGAGUUCGAUGAGCUUAAGACAACAAUGCUUCGCUCCCCCCCGGCUGGACUCGAUAGCGCCAACCAGUGCGCCAACAGCUGCGGGUCGUCUGCAGGUCCCGACGAUCAACAUGCAAGGAGAAAAGAAUCUUGGCCUCCAGUGCUACCAGUUGUAGCGCAUCCACCAUCUCCACCUUCAGCGUCACUGCUUGCCCCACAAGCUGUUCCCGUUUGGGGAGUUGGCGUUGCACCUACGAAAACGAUGCACAUGCGCAUUCCUGCCCGCUAUAAGGGCAAGGGCCAGGGCCUGGCUGGUUUGUCGGGCAUUGAUGCUGACCUACUUGACCCGCUCGUGAGAAUUCCAGCUAGUUGUAAUCGACGUGCCUCAACAACAUUGCUGAGCUCCUGCUUUCCUUCCUCUUCCUCCUCCCCCUCUUCCUCUUUCCCCCCCGCAAACUUCUCUGCCAUCCCAACCACCUCUGUUGAGAAUACAAUCCUUCCGGAGGGACCAAAAACAAACACCAGAACGCUUCGCCACCGUAAAAGUCACCGCGAUCUCCACUCUGCACGGCGAGCUCAAUUCACCGAACUCAUCAAAAUGAACAACGUGCAGCAAAAUAGCAUUCCCUCAAAUAACCCAACAUUUGACGAAAUGAUUCAAUAUUUACCGACACAGAACUCAUUACAGUCUUUAGGGCAAAUGACUUCGGAUAUCCCCCGAUACACCCCCUCACACUCCUCAUCUAGAGUAUCUAGCUCUCGACCCGAAUACUCACGGGCUUCCUUCAGUCUAUCAGCUGAAAAUCUCCACACACCACAGUAUGAACAAGUGACACUUGCUCGCCCCCACAGCAUGUCAUCUUUACAAACCGGUCCAUUUUGUUCAGAAGCUUCCGCCGUGCAACUUGCCUUUCGCCGAGCUAGUAAUCCUUCUUCUUCUUCCCUGGAAAUUUACGAGGGAUUAUAUACCCCACAGCCUCGCCAGUAUACCAUAGAUGAUCAGUAUAAUAUGGUAGAAAACAGCAUGGAUCCGCAGCCGCUUGACCCGUCCAUUGGUUUGAGAAUGUCCACUGAAUCGCCCAUUAUUGAAAGCGACACUCCGCAGGGCUGGUGGGGAGAGGACAAGGUCAAUAUAUUAGAGGAAAGCUGGCCAAACUCACAUCUAAGUGGAGUCACGUCAGAACAUUUCAGUGAUCUAUCAAAUGGUACGAUUCGCCACCACACGAAUGGGAAUUCUCAUAGACCUACGUACAGUCCAAUGCUAUACCGCCAGCCCCCGUCGCCAUCGUUUGAUGAAGAGGAGGGUGGCAUAUUUGCGCACAGUAUUAAGCGGCCAGCUUCAUCAUGCUCCUCGAUACCAUCUCCACCUGAAUCAGAGUUGUAUUAUCCAUCACAGCUACCUACUCCAGAAAUUGGAUACUCCUUAACGCCAUCACUUAACCAGAGCGGUUUUGGCGGGAAUUAUCUCCCAAGCUCAUCGUCAAUAGAUCCGACCGCUCGUCGGCCAUCGCUCCAUCAAACGCCAUCUCCGCCUUCAUCGCAUACAUUCGCUACCUCUGCUGCAGCGGCAGCGAUCGCCGCUUCGUCGAAAACAUCAAAAACAAUUUCGAAAUCAAUAUCAAGGCCCGGUUCCUCCCGUAGGAAGGCCAGUAGUGGUUCAAUACGCUCUCAGGCAAAGUCAUCUGGAACAUCGCACUCUUCACAAUCGAACGAUGGGAUUAGAUCAUUCGUAAACUAUACGCCCAAUGAUGCCACGAGGAUUCUUAGCGGUGUGGCUCCAAGCGGGUCGUCAAAGACCAAAGCAAGAAGGGAAAGGGAGGCUCAAGAGAAAAGGAGAAAAUUAUCUGAAGCUGCCGCUGCAGCGGUGGUGGCUGCUGGCGGAGAUGCAUCGGCCCUCGCACAGGUUGACUUGCUAGGGUGUUAA
Molecule: messenger RNA, 2046 nt
Organism: Morchella sextelata
Lineage: Eukaryota; Fungi; Ascomycota; Pezizomycetes; Pezizales; Morchellaceae
Exons: 2
Coding region: 1-2046 (681 amino acids)
Source: RefSeq, a predicted model, not a curated record